Cladocopium goreaui is the source of this 1594-nucleotide messenger RNA. Lineage: Eukaryota; Dinophyceae; Suessiales; Symbiodiniaceae. The record is from the annotation of a GenBank genome assembly.
CUCCCGCUGCCAGCCAUGGCAGUGGUGACUGAAAAUGGUCUGACAGAUGGCACGUCAAGGACCGUGGUGCAGAACCUCAAGACUCUGUACAUGGGGCUACUGAGGCCCAUUGAACUGGAGAGCUCCUUUGGCCACUUCAACGACGCCGUGCUGACCGUUUCAGAGCUGGAAGCACGGCCACAGGUGCUGCUGAUUGGCCAGUACAGCACAGGUAAAACCUCGUUGAUCAAAUGGGUCACCGGCAUCAACAGCGCCUUCUUCGAUAUCCGACCGCAGCCCAGUACAGACAAAUUCAUGGCUGUGGUGCAUGGCGAUGAGGAGAAGGUCAUCAACGGAGAUGCAGCCACCUGCCUGCCGAAGCUGCCAUACAGCGGGCUCUCACGCUUUGGUUCCUCCUUCCUCAGUAAGUUCCAAGUGCUUGUGGAGGACGCCGACAUCCUAAAGCAGAUCACCUUCAUCGAUACCCCUGGGGUUCUGUCGGGGGACAAGCAGCGCAUCAGCCGAGGCUAUGACUUCAUGAAGGUCUGCAGAUGGCUGGCCUCCCGAUCUGAUUUGAUCCUGCUGCUCUUUGAUGCGCACAAGCUGGACAUCUCCGAUGAAUUCAAGGAGGUCAUCGAAAGUAUCAAAGGCGACGGCGACAAGUGCCGAUGUGUCUUGAACAAGGCAGAUGAGAUCGAUGGAGAAAACUUGGUCAAGGUGUAUGGAGCCCUGAUGUGGAAUCUUGGAAAGAUCCUGCAGACGCCAGAGGUCGCGAGGAUGUACGUAGGAUCCUUCUGGGACGACGACUACAAGUGCAAGGACUUGGAGCGCUUGUUGAACCAAGACCGCAAGGACCUGGUCCAGGAGCUCCGUGACUUGCCACGCAACGUCUGCGUGCGACGGGUCAACGAGGUGGUGGCACGCGCGCGUGCGGUGAAGGUGCAUAUGGCCCUGGGCUGCUCCCUGCGCGCCAAGCUACCAGCCUUCGGCGCUUGCGGCCGCAGGCAGCAGAAGCAGCGCUACUUGGCGGAGCAUUUGCCGGAGGUCUACGCCGAAGUGAUGAAAGAGUACGAGUUUGCCCCUGGAGAUAUGCCGCCCCUGGAGAAUUUCAAGGAGAGGUUGCGAAGCUUCAAAGACUUCCGAAGCUUUCAGAGGUCCUGCAAGACGCAGCAAGAGACCUUGGAUCGACUGAUCCAACAGGAGAUCCCACGCUUGAUGGCCCUGGUGGGUGGCGUGUCCGCCUCAGACCUGGGGAACAAGGCCCCGAACGGCGGCGGGAAGACGGACGCACAGGACUUUCGGCUCGAAGGUGCUACCCGAGCCGCAGAGCGCAGUUGGCUCUGCGGUUUCUUCGUGCUGCUGUUGCUCCUGGUAGUGGCUGUAGGCGUUGCGGCUUUCCUUCGGCCAGAGGCAGCCCUCGAAGUUUUGAAGUCCUUGGAGACGCAUCCAUGGCUGGCUCCUAUGCGGCCGUGGCUGGCGAAGAUUCAUGAGGUGUGGCCGCAGGCACCAGGUGAGCUCAACGUCACGCCCAUUCACUUGGCCACGGACUCUGCUGCUGCAACUGAGUUAUGACCGCUGCGACUGGUGGGUUGACAGUUCUUGAUGUGGUAAGGUC